Pyrgilauda ruficollis (rufous-necked snowfinch) is the source of this 1513-nucleotide messenger RNA. It is a transcript of the gene CDK7, whose product is annotated as cyclin dependent kinase 7. Bases 250 to 1326 code for a protein of 358 amino acids. Gene Ontology annotation, cellular component: transcription factor TFIIK complex; cytoplasm; nucleus. Gene Ontology annotation, molecular function: ATP binding; RNA polymerase II CTD heptapeptide repeat kinase activity; cyclin-dependent protein serine/threonine kinase activity. Gene Ontology annotation, biological process: positive regulation of transcription by RNA polymerase II; protein phosphorylation. The record is from RefSeq and is a predicted model, not a curated record. The transcript is spliced from 13 exons. Lineage: Eukaryota; Metazoa; Chordata; Aves; Passeriformes; Passeridae.
AACAGAACCAGCUUCUGGGACGAGCUGCUGUCCGCUGCAACAGACAGCUGCAGCGGGAAUCCCGCGAUGCGCCUGAACCGGGGCCGAUCCGUGAGGGAAUGGCGCCUGCGCCUCGCCGGGGGCCGCUGCGCGCGCAGGGGCCGGGCCGGGGCCGGGCCGGAAGCGGCGGGGCCGCGGGGGUAAAGCGCCGAGCAGCGCCGCGGCCGCUACCGGGCAUCCCCGCCGCUCCCGCCGCACAUCGCUCCCGCUAUGGAUGCGCGGGCCCGCGCCAAGCGCUACGAGAAGCUCGACUUCCUUGGGGAGGGGCAGUUCGCCACCGUUUUUAAAGCCAAGGACAAAACGAACAACCGAAUCGUGGCUAUUAAGAAGAUUAAACUGGGUCAUAGAUCAGAAGCUAAAGAUGGAAUCAACAGGACUGCCCUCAGGGAGAUAAAACUGUUACAGGAGCUAAGCCAUCCAAAUAUUAUUGGUCUUAUUGAUGCAUUUGGACACAAGUCUAAUAUUAGUUUGGUGUUUGAUUUUAUGGAAACAGAUUUAGAGGUUAUUAUAAAGGAUACAAGUAUUGUGCUGACACAGUCUCACAUCAAGGCAUAUAUGCUGAUGACACUUCAAGGAUUAGAAUAUUUACAUCAGCAUUGGAUUCUACACAGGGAUCUUAAACCAAAUAACUUGUUGCUAGAUGAAAAUGGAGUUCUAAAAUUGGCUGACUUUGGCUUGGCAAAAUCUUUUGGAAGCCCAAACAGAGUUUAUACACACCAGGUAGUAACAAGGUGGUACCGAGCUCCGGAACUAUUGUUUGGGGCUAGAAUGUAUGGUGUUGGUGUUGAUAUGUGGGCUGUUGGUUGUAUUUUAGCCGAAUUGCUCCUCAGAGUUCCUUUUUUGCCUGGAGACUCUGAUCUUGACCAGCUGACAAGGAUAUUUGAAACACUGGGCACUCCAACAGAAGAACAGUGGCCUGGGAUGACAAGUCUUCCAGAUUAUGUCACAUUUAAGCCAUUCCCUGGAAUGCCACUUCAGCAUAUCUUCAGUGCAGCUGGUGAUGAUCUGCUCAGUCUUCUUCAAGGCUUAUUCACGUUUAAUCCUUCUACUAGAGUAACAGCUACUCAGGCAUUGAAACAGAAGUAUUUCAGUAACCGACCAGGACCCACUCCAGGAAAUCAGCUGCCAAGACCCAACUGUCCUGCCGAAGCUGCAAAGGAGCAACAAAAUGCACUUUUAAAUUUAAAAAGGAAAAGAACAGAAGGAAUAGAUCAAGGUUCUGUUACUGCCUUAGCUGCGCUGACAGAUCUAGAAGGCUUCUAUCCAAAGGAUUACCAAAAAAACUGAUUUUUUGAUUGCUGUGGAUGAUGAGUGAAAAUGCCUUGAGUUCCAGGCAUUGAUAAAACACUGUAAUCGUCGCUGGAUGUUUUUUUCAUAUUUUCAUAUGUAAAAUAUGAAUUUUAUUAUUUCCUUAUGGACAGAGAAGUUUUAUUAAUCCUUCUUUUUACAAUAAAAUCAUUACUGAGAAAAAAGA